Messenger RNA from Aspergillus puulaauensis, 408 nucleotides. RefSeq names its product fungal specific transcription factor domain-containing protein. Gene Ontology annotation, molecular function: DNA-binding transcription factor activity, RNA polymerase II-specific; transcription cis-regulatory region binding. Lineage: Eukaryota; Fungi; Ascomycota; Eurotiomycetes; Eurotiales; Aspergillaceae. The coding region runs from base 1 to 408 and encodes 135 amino acids. Gene Ontology annotation, cellular component: nucleus. The record is from RefSeq and is a predicted model, not a curated record. Gene Ontology annotation, biological process: regulation of DNA-templated transcription. The transcript has a single exon.
AUGCCAUAUGCACAAUCGGAAGCCGAGUCGAUUCCAGUACGUCCACCCAUAUCUUUCACAUCCUCUGCUGAUUACCUAGAAACCGGCUCCCAACUAUCGGAGUUGCUGCAAACGGAGCUGAAGAAGUGGAUCAACGUCGUGAUUCAGAACGAAACGCUGAACUGCCUCGAAUCCGUCCAGGCACUGCUGGUGAUCGCUUGUUAUUCUGCGGAACGCUCCCUGAUGCUCUCGUUUGCGACUCGCAUGGCACUCGAUUUGGGUCUCGACGAAGCGUUUGAGGAUCUCACGCACCGGUUGACCAUGAAGGAUGUGGAAGGGUCCCCGAGUACAGAUGGUUUGGUUGAAGAGAACGGGCUGAUGCGCAAGUCGCGGACGUGGUUUGGACUCUUGGUUCUAGAGCAUAUGUGA